CGUUGGGUUCCGGGUGCUCUCAAUUGAAAACUUUGCUUUACUGCGCGCAUUUUCUAGAUAAAAACGCAUAAUAGUUUUUGUGGGCUUGGAGUUCGUCAUAUUUGUCUAACUGAGCUGUCGUCGUUAUCGUGAUAUGGGACGUUAUAAGCGGCAAUUUCAACGAAGAUGGAAGUACGGCAGUUAGGACAAAGUACCCCGUGUUAUCUUCCACCAGUUUCAAGAAAGGCCCUGUAUACAAUAGCAACGUCAACAUGUCGAAGGUUUGCUUGAUCGUUAUCGACGGAUGGGGUCUGUCGGAUCGGGCUGAAGGUAAUGCCAUUAUUAACGCCACAACGCCUGUUAUGGACACCUUUGCCAAGGCAGGAGAUGCUAAUUAUUGUACCCUGGACGCCUCUGGACUUGCGGUUGGCCUUCCCGACGGCAUGAUGGGUAACUCUGAGGUAGGCCACUUGAAUAUUGGCGCUGGCCGCGUUCUCUUCCAGGAUAUUGUGCGCAUCAACAAGGAUGUGGCUGCGAAACGAAUGUACGAAAACAACUACUUUGCGGAAGCGUGCAAUCGGGCUAAGCGGAAAACAGGCCGACUUCAUCUCAUGGGACUCACAUCUGAUGGUGGUGUUCACGCACAUAUCGAGCACCUAUUUGCUCUCCUCGACGGCGCCAAAAAAAUAGGUGUACAGAAGGUCUUCGUACAUUUUUUCGGAGACGGAAGAGAUACCCGACCGACAAGUGGUACCAAGUACAUGCAACAGCUGAUUGACUACUUGGCAAAAACGGGAUACGGCAGCUUAUCGACCAUUAUGGGUCGUUACUACGCCAUGGACAGGGACAAACGCUGGGAGCGCAUCCAGAUUGCUUUCGAGGGUCUCGUCCAGGGCAAGGGCGAAGAAACAACGCUUGACAAGGUCAUCUCAGUCGUUGAAGGCCGAUACAACGCAGCUGAGGAGACCGAGCGUCAAACGGACGAAUUCCUUAAGCCGAUCAUCAUCGACAAAGAGGGUUUAAUCCGUGAUGGUGAUACUGUCGUAUUCUUCAACUAUCGUUCGGAUAGGGCACGACAGCUUAGUGAAGCUCUGGGAGAAAAGCCGCCGUUUGAGACAUCAGUUAUUCCUAAGGACAUUGAGCUGUUCACGAUGACCCAAUACAAGAAGGAGUUCAAAUUUAAAAUGCUUUACCCGCCCGUGGUCCCUUCAAACGUGUUAGCUGAAUGGCUAAGUAAGAAGUCCGCAAAACAAUUCCAUUGCGCUGAGACCGAAAAGUACGCCCAUGUGACGUUUUUCUUCAACGGUGGACAAGAAAAAAGCUUCGAGGGCGAGGAGCGAUGCAUGGUUCCGUCUCCUAAAGUGGCGACAUACGAUCUCCAGCCAGAAAUGAACUGCGCGGGCGUUGCGGAUGAACUGUGCAAGGCUAUCGAAUCCGGAAAUUUCGGAUUUACGAUGUGCAACUUUGCGCCACCCGAUAUGGUUGGACACACAGGAAAAUAUGAAGCUGCUGUGAUCGCCUGUACGGCGACUGAUAAGGCCAUUGGGCAGGUGGCUGAAUGCUGCAAAAAGAACGAUGUUAUCCUCCUAGUUACUGCGGAUCACGGAAACGCGGAACUGAUGAAAGACGAAGCUGGAAAACCCAUCACCCAGCAUACCACAAAUCGGGUGCCGUUCGUCAUGCAAGGUGGUAACCGCAAGUUUGGUGUUCCUGCUGGACACAACGCUGCUCUUUGUGACGUGGCGCCCACAGUCCUUGAUCUGAUGGGGCUCGACAAACCAGAAGACAUGGGAGGAAUUAGCCUUUUGCAGAAAUAAAUGUCGAAAACUAAACAGAUCCUCGUAGCCCUCUAAAUAUCUAAAAGCGGCGUUCGCUUUUACAAUUUACUAAACUAAAUAAUACUACGUGUUCUUCCUUUAUCAAUUAUCCAGGAAGUCACUCCUACUAACACGGAUGUAAUAAACCUGACCUAUAUCCUUGUCUUUCUUUGAAUCAGAACAAUUCACCGGAAUAAGAGGCCAGGUUUUUGAGACAGAAAUCCGUAAUUAGCGCGUGAUAAGGACCGCCUAGGCAGAACGAAUCGGACGGCUAUAUAAUGUAGUUCGCCGCAAAAAUUAUUAUUUGUGGAUUGGCCCGUCCUAAUACGGCGUCGAGAUCGUAGAUAUAAAGUAGCCAACUACUACAUUGUAUACACUGCAAUAUCACAUGUAUACCGAUUAGAAUUAAUCAAACUAGCUCAUAUUUUAAUGUAGUUUAUUUAAUUAUAAUCAAGCUAAAUGAGCAGGCGAAAAACCAUCUGUUAUUUUGUCAUCACACUCAGUCGUUUGAAGACAUUGAUCCAUACGGUUGGUUACGUCUUGCAGUAUGAUUUUUCAUAGGCAUAGAAAAGUGAAUUACGUAUAGACAAUUUCGUGUCACUGAAUAAAUUAAUUGUUAUUGUUGAUAACUAUA
Molecule: messenger RNA, 2430 nt
Organism: Varroa destructor (honeybee mite)
Lineage: Eukaryota; Metazoa; Arthropoda; Arachnida; Mesostigmata; Varroidae
Product: 2,3-bisphosphoglycerate-independent phosphoglycerate mutase-like
Biological process (GO): glucose catabolic process
Cellular component (GO): cytoplasm
Molecular function (GO): manganese ion binding
Source: RefSeq, a predicted model, not a curated record